Messenger RNA from Fulvia fulva, 1737 nucleotides. RefSeq names its product FAD-binding monooxygenase acrE. The transcript has 2 exons. Gene Ontology annotation, molecular function: flavin adenine dinucleotide binding; N,N-dimethylaniline monooxygenase activity; NADP binding. The coding region runs from base 1 to 1737 and encodes 578 amino acids. Lineage: Eukaryota; Fungi; Ascomycota; Dothideomycetes; Mycosphaerellales; Mycosphaerellaceae. The record is from RefSeq and is a predicted model, not a curated record.
AUGACAGAGCAGAAGACGGUGCCAUACCUCAAUGGCGAGGUGCCUGUCGUUGGCGGUGCAGAAGUCAACGGCAAUAAAGCAGAAGUACACGAGUUCACCGCCGCACAGCCUGCUACUACAAAUGGCAUCAGCAACAUCGAGACAGAUGCACUCGUCAUAGGGGCUGGAUUCAGCGGCAUCACGGCCAUCGACCGACUUCGCAAAGCUGGUCUGAGGGUGAAGUGCUUUGAGGCUGGCGAAGACUUUGGUGGAGUGUGGUAUUGGAAUAGGUAUCCCGGCGCUCGUGUGGACUCGGAAGCACCUUUCUAUCAGUUGAACAUCCCCGAAGUGUACAAGACAUGGAACUUUAGCGAGAGAUUUCCUGAUCACCAGGAAUUACGCAAGUACAUGGCUCACAUCGACAAGACUCUCGGCCUGCGCAAGGAUGCUUACUUCAACGCUCGGGCCAACGAUGUCUCGUGGGAUGAGGGUGCUGGGAGGUGGACUCUCAAGACAGAGCAGGGCCAUGUUGCAACGGGAAAGUAUCUCCUGCUAUGUACAGGUUUGCUCCAUCGCACUUAUACUCCUGACUUCCCUAGCAUCAAGGACUACAAGGGCGAGAUCUACCAUUCAGGAGCCUGGCCUGAGAAUUGGAGUGCGAAGGGCAAGAAGGUGGGACUUAUCGGUGCUGGAGCGACCGCUGUUCAGAUCACGCAGGAGCUUGGCAAGCAAGCAGAUGAAUUGACUGUCUUCCUGAGGAGACCGAGCUAUUGCUUGGCGAUGAAGCAGCGCGAACUCACUCCUGACGAGCAGAGACAUCUCAAGAGCUUCUACCCAGCAUUAUUCAAGGCUGGUCGCAAUUCGCUCGCCGGCUUCCCCAACGCACGAGAAUCCGUCGGAGCUGCAGAAGUGUCUGCAGAAGUGCGAGAGAAGCAUUUCAAGGAAAGCUGGGAGGCUGGCGGCUUCAACUUCACGCUUUCAAACUACAACGAUGUUGUGAUCAGCCCAGAGUCGAACAAGCUCGUAUACGACUACUGGCGCAAGCGAGUCUGCGAGCGCCUGACAGAUCCUGAGAAGCAGAAGAUCAUGGCGCCGGAAAAGCCACCUUACUAUUUCAACACAAAGAGAAGUCCCCUAGAGCAAGACUACUACGAGGUCCUCGAUCAAUCGAACGUCCAUCUUCACGACCUUAGCAAGUCCCCCUUGAGAUCAUUCACGGAGAAGGGCCUCCUCAUGGCGGACGACAAGGCAUACGACUUCGAUGCCGUCGUACUAGCAACCGGCUUCGACUCCUUCACCGGCUCCCUCACCCACCUCGGCCUCAGAAACAAAGACGGCAUCCUCCUGAAGGACCUCUGGCAAGAAGGCGUCAACACAUACCUCGGCCUAACCAUCGCCGGAUUCCCCAACAUGUUCAUGGCCUACUCGCCUCAAGCCCCUACCGCUCUCUCCAACGGUCCCACCAUCAUCGAAGCACAAGUCGAGACGAUUGUCGACAUGAUCAAGAAGCUGGAGAGCGAGGGGACGAAAGUGAUCGAGCCCACUAAGGAGGCUGAGAGCCAGUGGAAGGAGCAUUGUAAUAGUAUGUUGCAGUAUACGCUGUUUCCGUUUACGGAGUCGUGGUGGAAUGGAAGCAAUAUUCCAGGGAAGAAGGCGGAGAAUAUGAGUUAUAUUGCGGGGAUUAAUGCGUAUGAGGCGGAGUGUAGGGCUACGAUGGAGGGGUGGAAGGGGUUCAAUGUUGUAGCGGGUAAGGCUUAG